ACACUCAAUGAGCAGUUACAGUACGGAACAGUCAAUCUUUCUAACAUAAUGAAUAAUCGAAUUACCCAGAAUGGGAAGUUAUACCCUGAAAGAAAAUGUUCCUUACUGUCAACACUGUUCUUCACGUAAUAUAUCUAAAUUAAUUUCCUUAAUAUAUAACUACGUUAAUAGUAUUGUUCAAGUUUGUCUCUGUAUUUUUUUAUUCAUAUUCAGAUGGGUACAAGGGAUAAUAGAUGUUGGAAGGAAAGAGAAAGGAGGUUUUGGAAAACAACAUCAUUUUCUACCUCCUAAGAGUGAGAUGGCUGAAAAUUGUGGGCCAAAACUAGUUGAAGCUUGGGAGAAACAAGUAAAUGAUCAGGGAACUAACGCUAAAUUGUAUUUGGUUAUAUUAAAGUCCAUUCUUGGUCAAUACUUGGUUGUAGGUUUAUUGAGUAUAUUACAGGAUUUAGCUACGUUAUUACAACCUUUCGUCCUAAGGGAGCUUAUGCUCCAAUACGGGCAGGAGAAUAAUUCGACCUCAAUGUUAUGGGUUUAUUCUAUAUUGUUAUGUGUAUCGAACCUUUUUCUAUCGCUGAUAAAAAGAUUCUAUUUCUUCAUACUGGAUAGAAUAUCGCUAAGAAUGAUGGCUUCAACCACCUAUCUUAUUUUUCAUAAGAUACUUACAACAACAAAGAAAGAUCUUAGUUCAAUAAGUACAGGAAAUAUAAUUGAGAGAGUUUGUCACGACGCAGAAGCUGUAACUUGGGGAAUUUAUUCGGCUAACACUUUAUGGACGGGACCUUUACAGCUGUUAUUUGUUUUGUUCUACCUUUAUUGGCAUAUGGGGAUUUACGUUACGCUUGGAACCUUAAUUAUUCUUGUCCUCUCUCUAAUCCAAUUCUAUUUUGCGAAGACUUUAGCAAAGUAUCGUAAACUACAAUAUAUUUAUAUGGAUAAAAGGACGUCUGUGAUUAGCGAAUUAUUAUCUGGAAUGAGACUUGUAAAGAUGUAUUGUUGGGAAAAGCCGUUCAGAAAGUUAAUUGAUGGAAUUCGAAAGAAAGAAAUGGGUUUUUUAAAGAACCUAGUAAUCUGCUACACAUUGUUAUCCGAUUUUCUUUUUUUUGGUAAAAAAUCCCUCAUUGCCAUGUAUGUUCUAAUCUACUAUUACCUCGGAUAUAAUCUAAAGGCUGAGAAACUUUUCCCCCUUGUUCUCCUUAUUAACUGUAUAUCAAGCGUGAUGCUUGACCGUUUACCGUGGGCUAUUAAAAAAGUGACGGAAUCUCUAGUUUCUGCUAAGAGAAUCCAAGAUUUUCUCCUCCACAAUGUUAAGAAUGAUUGCGAAAUAAAAGAAUCCAAAGUUGCCUGUCGGGAGCAAAAACUAAAUAACCAUAUAAGGAAUCGAAAGUUUAAUAAAUCAAUUAUAAGUCUAAAGGGAGGAAAUGCUUCUUGGGACAAUGCGUCACCCACCCUUAACAACAUCGAUUUAGAAAUAAAAAGAGGAGAGCUCGUUGCUGUAAUAGGGAAGAUAGGUUCCGGAAAGACGUCUCUCCUAAUGGCCUUACUCGGUGAAUUACCUAUCGUAUCAGAAAACAGGACUAUAACGGGCAAAAUUGCUUUUACCGGUCAGGAAUCUUGGAUAUUUUCCGAAUCAAUCCGACAAAAUGUACUCUUUGGGAAUAAAAUGAAUAAAAAUAAAUAUAGAAAAGUUAUAGAUUCUUGCUGUUUAACUAAGGACAUUGAAGACUUUACAAUGGGUGAUGAAACAAAAGUCGGAGAGAGGGGCGUUAAACUAAGUGGAGGUCAAAAGGCCAGGCUUUCUCUGGCUAGGGCAUUGUAUGAAGAUGCCGACAUCUACUUAUUAGACGACCCCCUAUCAGCUGUAGACGUAAAAGUUGGAGAGAAACUUUUUAGAGGCUGUUUUAAAGAAUUGCUAAAACAUAAGACAAUUUUACUUGUAACCCACCAAUUGCAGUACCUACAGCAAUGCGACAAGAUAAUCGUAAUGGACAAAGGUUCAAUUCAAUUUCGGGGAAGUUAUGAAGAAGUCCUCCAAUCAGGAAUAGAUCUGAUUCGAGUACUAUCUGAAAAGAGUAUGCCAAUAUCUCAAGAUCAGCCUGGAAUAGAGAUAAAAAAAGACGAAAAAGUUUCAUUGAAGGGAACAAGGUUAACCGAUAAAAAUAAACAAAGUAAAAAGAGUAUUAGGAAUGAACGAGAAAUAGAUCAGGGACAAGAAGACCUACCCAUCGGCAGAGUGGGAUUAGACGUCUAUUGGAGUUAUUUUCGUUUGGGAGCAUCUCGAAAAAUCCUGUUAUUUAUUCUAAUCGUCAAUUUAAUUUGGCAAGUUAUAUCUAAUAGAAUCGACUUUACAAUUGCCGAAUGGUCGGAAACUGAUUCCAUGAAUAAGACGGAAUCGAUUGUCAAAGGCCGGAAUGAUUAUCCCUUCGUCUACGUUUCGUUAAUUCUAACCGCAUUCGGAAUAGGAUUAUUUCGUUCCCUUCUACAUUUUACCGUGGCCCUUCGAAUAUCAUCAAAUUUGUAUUCAAAAAUGUGCGAAAGUGUAAUUGGGUCGCCAAUUCGAUUUUUUGAUUCGAAUUCGAUUGGUCAGAUCCUUAGCCGAUUCACCACAGGCAUUUCAACAGCGGAUAAUAAUUUAACUUUUGCUUUCUACAAUAUGACAUUGGUUCUUUUAUCACUUGGUGGAACUUUUACAUCUGCAAUUAUCGUUAGCCCAUUAUCAUUAAUUGCAAUUAUUCCUUUUACCAUUUCAUUAUUCUACUAUCGAAAUUAUAUUAACAAUGUUAAAAUUGAAGUUUGUCGACGGACUGGCGUAGCCUACAACCCUUUUCUUGGCCACAUUAAUUCUGUUCUCUCAGGAUUAGAGACGAUUCGAGCUUUUCAUCGAGAAAAUGCCGUUCGAAGAGAAUUUUGCUUAUUUUGCAAUAAUUAUAUUGGGAACCUAUUUACUAGAUUUGUCCUAUUUAAUUGGUUCAGUGCAAGAACUCAUGUAGCAAGUUCGCUAUUCGCUUGCUUCUGUAUCCUAACGAGUGCCUCGUUAUCGGCUUAUUUCAAGGCUCAUCAAAUAGGUUUAAUUAUUAUCUAUUCUCUGCCACUUAUGGAUAGCAUUCACAACUUUUUCUCCAUACUAUCACAAGUCGAACUUCGGGUAAGUGCUAAUUUUCUUUAAAAGGGGGAUAAAAAGGGUUGUUUGGGGUACAAUUUUCGGUAAAGAGACCUAUAAAAGUUGAAUAGAAUAAUGAGAGUUAUGGGAAAAGUUUCUCCUUCGAUUUUAGAUGGUAAAGGUCGAGCAGGCUUUACAAUAUACGAGGCUAUCCAGCGAAGGCCGGAAGACAACGCCCAAAGAGAGUAUGCCGAAAGGGGAAUGGCCCAAAAGGGGAAAUAUACAGUUCGAUAAUGUGUCAUACUCCUACGAUCCAAAUGGUGAAGAAAUUUUGAAGGAUAUAUCAUUUAAUAUUAACGGGGGAGAAAAAAUAGGCAUAAUUGGGAGAACUGGAUCAGGGAAGAGUUCACUGAUCGAAGCUCUAUUCAGAAUGUCCAAAUUUUCACGUGGUGUUAUAAGCAUAGAUGGCGUCAAUUUACAAUCUCUCGGUUUGGACGAUAGUAGAAACUGCCUAUCCGUUAUACCGCAGAAUCCGACACUGUUUAAUGGCACCAUAAGGUACAAUCUUGAUCCAUUUGACGAGAAAAGAAACGACCAACUUUGGCAGGCUCUAAAAGAUGUCCAUAUGAGCGAAACAAUUAGUAAGAUUGGAGGGUUAAAUUACGAAAUAAACGAAUUCGGUUCUAAUUUGAGCGUCGGUCAAAAGCAAUUAAUAUGCUUGGCUAGAGCUAUUUUAAAGGAUUCUAAAAUCUUAAUAUUAGAUGAAGCAACUUCGAAUGUAGACCAACAAACCGAUGCUAUCAUUCAAAAAACCAUUAAGAAGUCAUUCGCUAGGAAAACAGUCAUCAUAAUUGCUCAUCGAUUAAAUACCUUAGCGGAAGUUGAUAAGAUUAUGGUCUUAUCGGAUGGCAAAAUCAAGGAAUUUGAAAAACCUGAGACGCUCCUAAAAAACAAUUAUUCAUUGUUUUAUCAACUCGUCAAAAUCGAAAAAUCGUUUUAACGAGACAUUAAUUUAUUAUCUCGUUAUCUUGUCUCUAAACUUUGAUUAUGUCAAUUCAACUUCCUUAACGGAAUAAAUAUUAAACAAUAAAUAGCAAAUAAACUU
Molecule: messenger RNA, 4202 nt
Organism: Dimorphilus gyrociliatus
Lineage: Eukaryota; Metazoa; Annelida; Polychaeta; Dinophilidae
Source: the annotation of a GenBank genome assembly